GUGCGGCGUGACACGCGUGUGGAGGAAGUGCGGGGACAUCUGUAGCGGCUACAGCCUCUUGCUCCACGGAGAACGGCACAAACUGUUCUAAUCAUCUCCGGUGAAAAUGUCGUGGCUGUUCGGCCUGAACAAGGGGCAGCCGGAGCCGCCCCCCGGCCUCCCGGCGCAGCCACCUCCGCCGCCGGCCGGAGGCUCCAGCGGCGGUGGAGAUAAACCCAAGGACAAAUGGAGCAACUUCGAUCCCACCGGGCUGGAACGUGCAGCUCAGGCAGCCAAGGACCUCGACAAGUCCCGUCAUGCCAAAGAGGCUCUGGAUCUGGCUCGUAUGCAGGAACAGAGCACUCAGCUGGAGCAUCAGAGCAAAAUAAAGGAGUACGAAGCAGCAGUUGAACAGCUCAAAGGUGACCAGAUACGAAUCCAAGGUGAGGAGCGGAGGAAAACCCUGAAUGAGGAGACCAAACAGCACCAAGCGAGAGCUCAAUACCAAGAUAAACUGGCCAGACAGAGAUACGAGGACCAACUGAGGCAACAGCAAAUUCUGAAUGAGGAGAACCUUCGCAAACAGGAGGAGUCGGUACAGAAACAGGAGGCCAUGAGAAAAGCAACGAUAGAGCACGAGAUGGAGUUGAGGCACAAAAAUGAGCUUCUACGGAUAGAGGCUGAGUCUAAAGCAAGAGCUCGAGUGGAGAGAGAAAAUGCAGAUAUAAUCCGCGAGCAAAUCCGACUGAAGGCUGCAGAACACAGACAGACAGUCCUGGAGUCCAUAAAGACUGCAGGUGCUGUGUUUGGAGAAGGAUUUAGAGCUUUUGUGUCAGACUGGGACAAAGUCACAGCCACGGUGGCAGGACUGACUCUCCUAGCCGUGGGUGUGUAUUCAGCCCGAAACGCCACAGGAGUAGCAGGACGUUAUAUUGAGGCGAGGCUCGGGAAACCAUCACUGGUGCGGGAGACGUCCCGUUUCACUGUAGGAGAAGCCAUCAAGCAUCCAGUUAAGACAGUCAAACGGCUGAAGAGCAAACCUCAGGACGCACUGGAGGGAGUUGUCCUCAGUCCUACUUUAGAAGAGCGUGUGCGUGAUGUUGCAAUAGCAACAAGAAACACAAGGCAGAACAAUGGCCUCUACAGGAACAUCCUCAUGUACGGCCCUCCAGGAACUGGAAAAACUCUGUUUGCAAAGAAGCUUGCAAUGCAUUCUGGGAUGGAUUAUGCCAUUAUGACCGGUGGUGACGUAGCACCCAUGGGCCGGGACGGUGUGACUGCCAUGCACAAAGUGUUUGACUGGGCAAACACAAGUCGUCGCGGGCUCCUGCUUUUUGUGGAUGAGGCUGAUGCAUUCCUUCGCAAGAGAUCCACUGAGAAGAUUAGUGAAGACCUCAGAGCCACGCUGAAUGCGUUCUUAUAUCGAACAGGAGAACAGAGCAACAAAUUCAUGCUUGUGUUGGCCAGUAACCAACCAGAGCAGUUCGACUGGGCCAUAAAUGACCGAAUAGAUGAAAUAGUGAAUUUUGCUCUGCCGGGUCCUGAUGAGAGGGACAGGCUGGUGCGGUUGUACUUUGAUAAAUAUGUAUUGGAGCCCGCCACCGGAGGGAGGCAGAGGAUGAAGCUGGCACAGUUUGACUACAUUGCAAAGUGCUCUGAGAUUGCAAAGCGGACCGAGGGGAUGUCAGGAAGAGAAAUCUCCAAGCUGGGUGUGGCUUGGCAGGCAGCAGCAUAUUCUUCUGAGGAUGGAGUACUGACAGAAGCUAUGAUUGAUGCUCGAGUUGACGAUGCAGUCAAGCAACACCGUCAGAAGAUGGACUGGCUCCAUGCAGAAGAGGAGGCUCAGGCCAAGACCCUCACACCUCCAAAACCUGAGGGAACCAGUGGAGGCAAAAUGGGUUUUGUUCUGCCCCUGAGUGAGGCUCCUCAGGCUAAGGAUGUGGUCGCUCCAGUUGUCGAAGUGACGCCACCACCACCACCUUCAGCAGAGGUUGCAGCUCCUCAGAUCCAGGAUGUGAUCACUCAAGUUCUUGAGGCGAUGCCACCUCCUUCAGUAGAAGCAGCAGCUCCUCAGGCUCAGGAUGUGGCCACUCCAAUUGCUGAAGUGACACCACCUCCUUCAGUAGAAGUAGAACCUCCUCUGGUUCCGGAUGUGAUCGCUCCAAUUGUUGAGGUAACACCCCCUCCUUCAGAAGAAGCGGUAGCAGCAGCUCCUCUGGUUCAGGAUGUGAUCACUCCAGUUGUUGAGGUAACACCACCUCCUUCAGAAGAAGCAGUAGCAGCAGCAGCAGCUCCUCUGGUUCAGGAUGUGAUCGCUCCAGUUGUCGAGGUAACACCACCUCCUUCAGAAGAAGCAGUAGCAGCAGCAGCAGCUCCUCUGGUUCAGGAUGUGAUCGCUCCAGUUGUCGAGGUAACACCACCUCCUUCAGAAGAAGCAGCAGCAGCAGCUCCUCUGGUUCAGGAUGUGAUCGCUCCAGUUGUUGAGGUAGCACCACCUCCUUCAGAAGAAGCAGUCGCAGCAGCUCCUGUGGCUGAGGAUGUGAUUGCUCCAGUUGUUGAGGUAACACCACCUCCUUCAGAAGAAGCAGUAGCAGCAGCUCCUCUGGUUCAGGAUGUGAUCGCUCCAGUUGUUGAGGUAACACCACCUCCUUCAGAAGAAGCAGCAGCUCCUGUGGCUGAGGAUGUGAUUGCUCCAGUUGUUGAGGUAACACCACCUCUUGCAGUAGAAGUAGAAGCUCCUCUGGCUGAGGAUGUAGCCGCUCCAGUUGUGGAGGUAACGCCACCUCCUUCAGCAGAGGCUCCUCUGGCUGAGGAUGUGGCCGCUCCAGUUGUCGAGGUAACGCCACCUCCUUCAGCAGAGGCUCCUCUGGCUGAGGAUGUGGCCGCUCCAGUUGUCGAGGUAACGCCACCUCCUUCAGCGGAAGCUCCUCUGGCUGAGGAUGUAGCCGCUCCAGUUGUAGAGGUGACACCACCUCCUUCAGCAGAAGCUCCUCUGGCUGAGGAUGUGGCUGCUCCAGUUGUAGAGGUAACGCCACCUCCUUCAGCGGAACCUCCUCUGGCUGAGGAUGUAGUCGCUCCAGUUAUUGAGGUAACGCCACCUCCUUCAGCGGAGGUUCCUCUGGCUGAGGAUGUAGCCGCUCCAGUUGUGGAGGUGACACCACCUCCUUCAGCAGAAGCUCCUCUGGCUGAGGAUGUGGCUGCUCCAGUUGUUGAGGUAACGCCACCUCCUUCAGCAGAGGCUCCUCUGGCUGAGGAUGUGGCUGCUCCAGUUGUCGAGGUAACGCCACCUCCUUCAGUGGAAGCUCCUCUGGCUGAGGAUGUAGCCGCUCCAGUUGUGGAGGUGACACCACCUCCUUCAGCAGAGGUCAAAUGUACUCUAUCAGAUGGACUAGACAGUGACAACACUGUCAAAGCUGAACCUGCGUCAGAGACGGAGCAUUUAGCCCAGCCUGCUGCCUCUGCUGAGACUGAGGCCAAGAUGAAAAAGGAAGAUAAAACUGUAUCUCCUCCAAAGGACGGAACUCCAGUUUGAUUUGCACAGUGGAACCGCCUGUAUCGGAACGAUCUGUGUGCUGCUCCUUUAACAAGUCUGUCAGUAUAUGUCUAAGAGUCUGUUUGUUGGACUGUCUUAGUGACAGAUGAUGAUUUCAGAGAACUGUGGGAGAUGAUUAAAUCAAAAACAAAGUUUACCUGAGACUCUGAUUCUAAUAACAUAAUGUAGAAGUGUACUUUAAACGGGAACCAGACACUGUCUGUAAUUACACUAUAUAAAUGUUGUCCACUGUGAAGAGCAUCUGUAAAAGGAUUAAAUUCAUCUGUUUUUAUAAACAGUAAAGAUUGUGAUGUUUCUUACAAGCCCUGA
Molecule: messenger RNA, 3841 nt
Organism: Sphaeramia orbicularis (orbiculate cardinalfish)
Lineage: Eukaryota; Metazoa; Chordata; Actinopteri; Kurtiformes; Apogonidae
Gene: atad3
Product: ATPase family AAA domain containing 3
Exons: 16
Coding region: 107-3511 (1134 amino acids)
Biological process (GO): mitochondrion organization
Cellular component (GO): mitochondrion
Molecular function (GO): ATP hydrolysis activity; ATP binding; zinc ion binding
Source: RefSeq, a predicted model, not a curated record